Platichthys flesus (European flounder) is the source of this 1867-nucleotide messenger RNA. RefSeq names its product zinc finger and SCAN domain-containing protein 21-like. Bases 39 to 1382 code for a protein of 447 amino acids. The record is from RefSeq and is a predicted model, not a curated record. Lineage: Eukaryota; Metazoa; Chordata; Actinopteri; Pleuronectiformes; Pleuronectidae. Gene Ontology annotation, biological process: regulation of transcription by RNA polymerase II. Gene Ontology annotation, molecular function: DNA-binding transcription factor activity; RNA polymerase II cis-regulatory region sequence-specific DNA binding. The transcript is spliced from 3 exons.
UGUCCCCUCAGAGACUCAGAGUGGCAGAGAGGAGGAACAUGUCCGCCGUGCAGCUGCUGCGGGUGUCGGUACAUGAGCGGAUCAGCGCUGCCGCUGAAGACUUCUUGCUGCAGGUGGAGGACGGAGGAGGAAAGGCUCGAGUCCCGGAGCUGAGAGCGAUGCUCACUGAGCGGCUAAUGGCGGCGGUGGAGCAGAUCCUCGCGGGGCUUGAGGAAACCUUGUUUGAGUACGAUGACCGAGUGGAGCGGUCCGAGCGGGAGAUCUGCCGCCAGAGGAGGCUGCUCGAGGCCGUGAUGCAGCCCAAAGUCUGGCUGCACAGAGCAGUGUGUCCUGCAGACAUCAAGCAACUGAUGGUGAUUAUAGAAGAGGUUCCCCCUGAGGAGCAGAAAGAUAACAGAGCGGACUGUGGAGGACCAGACCCAGCCAGGAACUCAGGUCCUGAUGGACGUUUACAACCAGGUUGUGAGGACGAGACUGAAGACUCUUCUGAGACUGAAGACAGUGAGGAUGAUUGGAUGGAGACCAGGGAACCUCAGACUGGUUUGAAUACAAUGUGUCCUGCAGACUUCCAGCAACUGAUGGUGAAUAAAGAAGAGGUUCCCCCUGAGGAGCAGCUGUGGAGCCGCCUUGUGGUCCUGGAGGACCCUGAGCCCCACCACAUUAAAGAGGAACAGAAGGAACCGUGGACCAAUCAGGAUGGACAGCAGCUUCAAGGACUGGAGGAGGCUGAUAUCAAGUUCACAUUGACUCCUGUCGCUGUGAAGAGUGAAGAAGAUGAAGAGAAACUUAAAUCGUCAAAGCUUCAUCAGAGUGAGACAAAGAAGAACAGAGUGGACUGUGGAGGACCAGAACCAGCUAGGAACUCAGGUCCUGAUGGACGUUUACAACCAGGUCCUGAGGACAAGACUGAAGACUCUUCUGAGACUGAAGAGAGUGAGGAUCCUUGGAUGGAGACCAGGGAACCUCAGACUGGUUUGAAUACGAGAAAUAACAAACAGCCUCUAAGUGAUAUUGGAUGUAAGACAGAAAAAAAAUCAUUAAGUUGCUCUGAGUGUGGUAGAAGAUUUAACCAAAGGGGCCAUCUAAAUAUCCAUAUGAGGAUUCAUACAGGAGAGAAACCGUUUAGUUGCUCCGAGUGUGGUAAACGAUUUAACCAAGUGGGUGUUCUAAAUAUACAUAAGAGGAUUCAUACAGGAGAGAAACCGUUUAGUUGCUCUGAGUGUGGUAAAAGAUUUAGCCGUAGGGACAGUCUAAAUAUACAUAUGAGGAGUCAUACAGGAGAGAAACCGUUUAGGUGCUCUGAGUGUGAUAAAGGAUUUAGUCAUAGGGGCAAUCUAAAUACACAUAAGAGGAUUCAUACGGGAGAGGAACCGUUUUGUUGAUCUGAGUGUGGUAAAAGAUUAAAGAUUCAGUCCUAUUGUACAAGACAUUUGAGGAUUCAUAAAGGAGAGGCGACACAGUUGCAACUUUUGCAAAAAAAAAUACUUAUUAGGAUUUAUCAACAGAUAUUCAUAUUAUACAUAAUCAUAGUUCACUGUUUUAAAUAGACUUAAAAGUGGUUAUGUCCCUAUAAAAUAUAAGUCAUUGAAAAACACGAAAGAUCUGUGUUGAUAUAUCUUGUUUUUACUGAUUUCUACAUAAUUUCUCUAUUUUUCAUAAUGUCCUUCAUGUUGUUUUAUGGUUAAAGUGUAUUCAUUGCACAGUAUGAAUGUGUGUUUUAAACUAGUUCAUAUGAUUAAAUAAGUUUGUUUAACACAAUGGUUUCUUGGUUCGUGACAUUCAAUGACAUUGUAUGUUCUCCUUCAUGUAUUGAAUGUGUUUCCAAGAAUAAAAGUCUAAUAAAGGAUGAUGGCGUCGUUGCCCUCCU